UUGACAUUGAACAAAUACAAGCAGCAUGAAAUCCGUCAGAGUCGUUGUGCUGAUUGGCAUUUUAAUUGCCACUGUAAUCGCCGCCCCUUUAGUAGACGAAGAUAUAAGUGAUGACCACAUUCGAGUAAAGAGAUUAACCUGCGAGGUCCUUGGUUCCGUCAACGUAGCAAAUGUUCAACUUAACGAUGCACCCUGCUAUCUCAAAUGUAAAUUGAAAAACAGACCUGGUGGAUAUUGCGAUUCUACAAAAAAGUGUCGAUGUAGAUAGAUUAUAAAUAUUUUUAAUAAUAUAUAUUUGGCUACUUAUUUAUAUAGAUUAAUACACAAAAUAUUAUUGUGUCUUAAAUUUUUUUUUGUUGAUGUAUUGUAAUAAAUGAAUUA
Molecule: messenger RNA, 381 nt
Organism: Diabrotica balteata
Lineage: Eukaryota; Metazoa; Arthropoda; Insecta; Coleoptera; Chrysomelidae
Source: the annotation of a GenBank genome assembly